UUCCUGUCUGUUAAUGAAGCUCAGAUUUAAUGGAAAAUCAUCUGAUUAUGAAAAUAUUCUGUUAUUAUAACUCAUCCGUCUUCAUUUGUCUCCACAGAACCGUUUCCAGUCUGGGCCACAGUUCUACUGGUUCUACUGGUUCUACUGGUUCUGGCUCUGGUUGCUGCUGCAAUUUAUUACUUGUUCCUUUGGAGACCAGCCCCAGAACAGGUGAUGGUGGAAUCAGGGGAGAAGUUUGUCCUGCUGCCCUUAAAAGUCCCACGCUGCCUGUGGUUCUGUAAAUACAGAAUCUUCCAGCUUGUGGCUAAAGUGGAGUGGAAGAACGAAUACAACAGGACGGUCCAUGUGUAUCAGAACGGUUCUGAUCAGCCUGGAGAACAGAACCUGAAAUACAGAACCAGAACCAAGAUGGAUGAAAACCUGCUGAAGACUGGAGACCUCAGUCUGACUGUGAGAUGGCCCAGUGACGAAGACGAGGACACCUUCACCUGCAGAGUUUAUAACAGGAAGGGAGACGUCCUGAUGAUGAAAGACGUCUGGCUAAAGGUCAAAGUCCAACAGGUGGAGGUGGACCCAGGGGAGGAGUCUGUCCUGCUGCCCUGCAGAACCAGAGAGAGUCUGGAUGGAGACGUUAAGGUGGAGUGGAAGGACAGAGGCAACAGGACGGUCCAUGUGUAUCAGAACGGUUCUGAUCAGCCUGGAGAACAGGACGGGUUCUACAGAACCAGAACCAAGAUGGAUGAAAACCUGCUGAAGACUAAAGACCUCAGUCUGACUCUGGAACGGCCCACUGAGAGAGACAGAGGGAUCUUUACCUGCAGAGUCUACAGAGACAGAGACAUGCUGAUGAAGAAACAAAUUAAUCUCCAGGUCAAAGUCCCAGAACGGGUGGAGGUGAGAUCAGGGGAGGAGUCUGUCCUGCUGCCCUGCAGAACCAGAGAGAAUCUGGAUGGAGACGUUAAGGUGGAGUGGAAGGACAAAGACGACAGGACGGUCCAUGUGUAUCUGAACGGUUCUGAUCAGCCUAGAGAACAGGACGAGAUCUACAGAACCAGAACCAAGAUGGAUGAAAACCUGCUGAAGACUGGAGACCUCAGUCUGACUCUGAGACGACCCGUUCAGAGAGACGGAGGGAACUUCACCUGCAGCAUCUACAACAGGAAGGGAGACGUCCUGAUGGAGAAAGACGUCUGGCUAAAGGUCAAAGUCCAACAGGUGGAGGUGGACCCAGGGGUGGAGUCUGUCCUGCUGCCCUGGAGAACCACAGAGAAUCUGGAUGGAGACGUUAAGGUGGAGUGGAAGGACAAAGACAACAGGAUGGUCCAUGUGUAUCAGAACGGUUCUGAUCAGCCUAGAGAACAGGACGAGUUCUACAGAACCAGAACCAAGAUGGAUGAAAACCUGCUGGAGAAUAAAAACCUCAGUCUGACUCUGAGACGGCCCACAAGGAGAGACGGAGGGAUCUACACCUGCAGAGUCUACAGAGACGGAGACAUCCUGAUGGUGAGACGAGUUCCGCUCAAGGUCAAAGCAGGGACAGACCGGGUCCAACCAGAGGACAGGAGGACCAGAAGCAACUCUAUUGAUCAGCCUCUAAUGGGUGAUCAAUUAGUCUGAUCAGGUUGAUCAAUCUCUGAUUAUUGAUCCAGCCAGACUUUGGAUCAGAGCCGAUCUCAGUGAAGGUUCUGAUGGACCAACAGAGGACACUUCCUGGUCCUCUGGUCCAGUCUGCAGCCUCUUAUUGAUCACUAUUGAUUAUUGAUGACAGAAUGAAGAUCUGAAGGAACCAGUUCAUGACUGGAACUGGAACUGGUUUGGAUCCAUCAGGGAGGAGAACAGUUCAGUUUGACCCAGGACCGCCGCCCUCCUCCUCCUCCCUCCUCCUCCUCCCUCUUCCUCCUCCCUCCAUCAUCAUCUCCAUCAUCUUCAUCAUCAUCAUCUUCAUCUUUUUCUCUUCAAACCCAAAAAUCUCUGAAUUUUUUGCUUCCAGUCCAGAAUUUGGAUCUUUAGUUUAGAGCUGCACUGAUUGUAAUUUUCCGGCCGAUUAAAAAUCUUUAAAAUUUGACCUGCUGGUUCUAAUUUUGGCCUUUUUUUCUGAAAUGUUGCUACAUAUCAGGAGAAAGUUGCUGAGUUGCCAACAGACUGACUGCAAACAUUGAGUUCUGACCCGGUGGGCCGGUCUGCCAGUCAAACGUCUCUCUGAUUUCUAGACCUUCGCUGAGGAAGAGAAAAUCGUCUUCAUGUCUAAAUAUCGGCUGAUAUUUCAGGAAAUCAGCUCAGAUAAAAUGACUGGCAGAGAAAUUGUUGCACCAAAGAAAACCUGGAAAUAUUUUGUUCCUUUAUGGUUCAUGUAAAGUCCAGUUACACUUAUUGCAUUUAUUAAUCUUUAUUACAUUAUAAUGCAGAUUAUUCUAGUCCUGGAUUAUAAUCUAACUCUGAAAAUCAUCCUAAAGUGUCCAUCUGGUUUCUAUAUGAAUCCUGCCUUAUUAAUGUUUUCAUUAUAAAUAAUAGAAGCUUCUUUAUCUCACUUUUUUAUUUUAGACACAAUUUGAUUGUAAAAGUGAAAACCUACUAACACCAUAAACUGUUAUUUUAUAAAAUACAGAAUUUGAACAUAGUUCCAGAUUUCUGAUCACUAAAUGUUUUAAUUUCUGACUGAAAUAUAUUUUAUGCCUCAUUUUAUCCAUUUGUUACAUUUUGCUUUCAUGUUAAUGUGAAUUUAAAGACAAAACUUUGAAUUUUAAACCUCCAGAAUGAAGAUCUAAUUUAUUACCAAAAGAUCAUGAAAUAAUUUGAUCACUAAUAUAAUUAUUCAAUAUAUUUAGUCAGACAUCAGCUGAAGCUCUAGAAUGAGUUUUUCUAUACAUGUUACUAUUUACAGUGUUCAUAUUCUAUGCUUGUAUAUCUACUAUAAUGAUAUUUCAUGCUUGUAUUUUUUAUUUCUUGUGAAUUUUUAGAUUUAUUUUACAUUUUCUCGGCGCUUUAAGGCUGAAUGAAUCUGAUUCUCUGGUUUCUGAGUUUUUCUCUGCUGGUUUUAUUUUCAGUCAGGAUGAAAAAAUAGUUUUUAUUUUAAAUCUGGAUGUUUCCUGAAUCUGCAGAAUCAAAUUGAGAAUCAUUUGAAUUAUUGAUCCCUAAUAACAGAUGAACUGAUUGGUGCUGAAGGUUAAUCAAUAUUUAUCUAAUCAUAAAUAUCUAUUUCACUUGCUGGAAUCCAUGGAUAUACAGAGUUUUUAUUAAUUUGGCUGGAAAAUAACGUUUUAUUUUCAGACCAAAUCAGUUUCCAGAUUUUAUAGAUUUUUUUAGUUUAAAAUGAAAACAGAAAAUAUUUUCAUAACUUUGUUUUCUUUACUGAUUUAUUUCGUCCCUUCAGGGAGUCGACCUGAAUCCAAACUAAAACAUCCUGGUUGGUCCUGAUUUCACUCUGAACUACAGAAAACCAAAAAAAAUCCAGAUUUUCCAAAAAUUAAAUCCUCAAACAGAAACUCAGUAAGUUUGAUACUUUUUCAUUUUUUUCUUUAAAUGCCAGUUUUAGUUUUUAAACUCAUUUUCAGGUGAAUUUUAUUUGUUUCUGCCAGGUUUUGUUAAACAUGUUUGCUAAAAUGCCAAGAUGUGCUUAAUAACAAUAAAACGUGAUAAUAAACUAAAAACUUCCGUC
Messenger RNA from Xiphophorus hellerii (green swordtail), 3655 nucleotides. RefSeq lists its product as uncharacterized. Bases 214 to 1617 code for a protein of 467 amino acids. The transcript is spliced from 7 exons. NCBI's taxonomy places the organism in Eukaryota, Metazoa, Chordata, Actinopteri, Cyprinodontiformes, Poeciliidae. The record is from RefSeq and is a predicted model, not a curated record. Gene Ontology annotation, biological process: T cell costimulation; positive regulation of T cell proliferation; immune response. Gene Ontology annotation, cellular component: external side of plasma membrane.